Botrytis byssoidea is the source of this 2766-nucleotide messenger RNA. RefSeq lists its product as uncharacterized. The transcript has 3 exons. Gene Ontology annotation, biological process: vacuolar proton-transporting V-type ATPase complex assembly. Bases 42 to 1043 code for a protein of 333 amino acids. The record is from RefSeq and is a predicted model, not a curated record. NCBI's taxonomy places the organism in Eukaryota, Fungi, Ascomycota, Leotiomycetes, Helotiales, Sclerotiniaceae. Gene Ontology annotation, cellular component: endomembrane system.
UGUGGUGAACUCCCUACUUGAUAUCUUCAUAGAAUGUGAAAAUGGUUCUCCUUACCAUGACUCCGACUAUAGUCGAAGCAUUACAAAUCCUCCAUGAAUUCGAAAAUGCCCAUUCUCAUGACGAGCCAACACAGCUGCCUAGUGAACAGCAAGCAGAGAGAGAAAUCGAAGACAACCCGGAAACCUACUCGGAAAACAAAGUUCAGCUGAAUGCAGAAGACAACAAGACAGAUGCAGAUAUAACUGAAGAGAAUACUCAUAAUAAAUCGCUUGUCCAGCAGGAUGUGCUCACAGCGAGUUUAGAAGACGCAAACCUGGCAGAAAUUGCAACGGUGUCAAAGGAACCGCCGUUAAAAAAUCCCAAAAGUGGUAAUCCCAUAUCUCAUGGUCAAGCCAUUGAUCUAUCUCGAAAGCUAAGGAAAUACAAUCUUUCGCCGCUCACUUUGGAGCUCUUGCUUCGAGGGUCUCGUGUCUACAUUUCACCUCCUGUACCAAAGGCAGAACCUACGUCGGAAUACAAAGCUCUAAUGGCAAGACUUCGACGCGAAGAAGAAGCUCGAGCAUAUGAUCGAAUGACAAAUCCGCCGCCUCCCAUGGAAACAUUCGCACAAAGAUUUCCAUCUACAUCUGCCGCUUAUGCUUUCACUGCCAACUUUCCAGAAGUAGGAAACACCGAGGAUGACGACGUUACAUAUGCGGAUAUCGAUCGACAAAUUGCUGUUAUAUUUAAUGUCAUUGUAUCUAUUAUUGCUUGUGCAUUUGGGUUAUGGAUGGCUGCAAGGUGGUGGAGCACACCUGCCCGAUUAGCUUUGAGUAUGAGUGGUAGUCUCCUGGUUGGCAUUGCCGAGGUGGUAGUUUACAUGGGCUACAUCAGACGAGUUGGAGAAGCCAAAGGGCAAGCGAAGAAGCUGCAGGAGGUCAAGGAGGUAAUGAAGACAUGGGUAGUUGGUGGCGAUGCAAUGGAUGAACGAACAGAGCCUGUCAUAAUUGGCGAAAAAGAUGUUAUCGAAGAUGCAAAGCCACGCAGAAGAAAGAACGGUUGAUACAAGCUCAGGAAGCUCCGGUUUGAAAUUCUUCGAGGCGUGUCCUAUUAUGGCCUUCUAAUUAUUAACAUCAGACGAUGUUAAUGGCUCUGUAACAAUUAUGAGAGUUUCGCGGCUUACAGCAGGUCGAAAUCUGUUACGAGUUUUAAAUUAGAUAUACAACAGUCUACCAUGUUUACUCAAAUCAUUGAAGAGGAGUGAAAGGAUUGCUUCAUCGCAUCCCACGAUAAAUUGGCGCUAACAUUAGAGGAGAUCUGCGAGACAUGAACUUUGACCAUCAUGAGGAUAUAUAUUUAGUUGAUAAUAUCCCUAGAAAGUUCCUAGAACAUUCAGUCACAUUCCUUCGAGUCAAGAACAAUACAUUUUUGUUUCCAUCACGAAUCAGAAGACUUCGCUUCGAAUCCACCCAACAUCUAUUUUUAGAUACGGGAUAAUCCCAUUCCAACAAAUAUAUCAAGCACAUUGCAUGACCUUCAACAUCCUCCUCUGUUCAGUUCAACUCUCCAUCCAUACCGAGCUCAUAAUUCAUCCCAGCAAUUAAUUCAAAAUUGUCAACUACCAAAUUCCUACAACAUACUCGAUCUCACCACAGCUUCUGAGAAGUACAAGAUCAGAUCCUUCUAGCCACAAUCAGUCACGCCCACAAUUACUUUUCGAAAGGAUCACGAAUUCUAAUUUAAUCUUCAUUGUCAAUACUAUGGAUUCUCUUACUGAAUAUCAACAACAAUUGCAAUCCUUGGAGCAUGAGAACAAGCAGCGACAAGCCCGCGCACGAAAGGCUAAGACAUCUCAAGAUGGCUCCUAUAUGUGUGAUUCUGCGGAAUCCCCGUGUCUUCUGGACGUACAAUUGGAAAUGCUACGUAGGAGCAUGACUUCUGACUCGCAUGGGGGAAAAACAGAGUCGACGACAUCGAGGUGAUGCUUUUACGCUUUUGCAUGCAGUUCUUUCUUUGCCGGGCUGGGUCAUUUAUGGGGGUUAUGGCAGGAAUAGAUUUGGGAUGGGUUAACAAAGAUUAGACGGAACUUGGUACGGCGGAUUUGGAUUCGAAAACAGAGGAUACAGACAAAUUUCUCACUUCUGAUAUGUGCUGGCACAUACAACGCCCAAUGUUUAAUAGAUGGAUAGGGCAUGGACUCGGGAUAAUUUAAUACGCCCGAUGUUGCUAGCCGUGUGGGUUCGUACGUUCAAGAGAUUUCAAGGCGUUUUUGCGCCUUGCUCUGUUGCAUUAAAGGUUGGAGAAAAGUACACACGAUUAAUAGACAUCAUAAUGCAUUAGCUUUUACAUCACGAUUAUACUAAUGCCCUGUAUUUAUGUCGACGGGUGAUGCAUCUUUCCUCUAUCCGGCUUGGCUAGAUUACUGUGCCGCCGCCACAGUCGGGCACAGCCACUAGCCUUCCCCAAACUACCUAGGUAGGUCACUUUGUCUCGAGGUCCUUCCCACAAUUCGCGUCUUCCAAAUUCGAGGCUUUCAUCUUGAUCUUCAUUCCUUUUCCCCUACUCUCAAAUGGCACUCGCCCGCCAGCCUCAUCUUCUCUCGCCCCCGCCCCGUCUUCGUUGCUCUCACUUCUUGGUAUCCCCCCUGCAUCCUUCAGCCUCAUGUAUCAAUUGGACCUCAGCGAUGUUCUCAUGCCAACAUCUCUGGUUUCAUCUGGAUUCCAGGUUUAUUUAAACCCCUUUGUCUGCCUCUUUUAUUUUGACUGUUUACAUGAGGGUUUAAUUGU